UUUAAUAAUUCUCGAAAAACGCCUCUCCUUCGCAAGCAUUUUCGCCAUUGUUUGGGCUGGUCACACUCUGUGUAUCAUCUGUUACCAUGUCCAAUUUGCGGCGCCAGGUACUUAGUGCCUUCAAGAAGCUCCAUCGGACGCGACAGUAUGUAUUUCAAGGCGAUGUAAAAGCACUGACGGCGGGGCGCCUCAAAAUCAAUGAAUCGUUCCUCCAAAAUCGCGGCGAAACCAACGAGGAUGAGAUUCAAAAGAUGAUCAAGUUGGCACAAGAUGUGGACCACGAGUUGCGCACAAAUGUGAUCCAGGCUGAGAAGAAGGCGGAUAAUGUUUAUGAACUUCGCAUCACGCCGGAGACGACUCGACUGGAUAACGUGGUAUUCAAUCCAGAUGCGAUUAUAGAGAAACCUAGAAGACGAGCUGGCGCCAAAAACUCGGAGGGCUGCUGUGGGGGAGCAGCAAUGGCAGCUCUGGAAGCUGAAGUCGAGGCGCGAAAGAAAUAGAACUUUAUAAAUAUUUAGUUAUAGUAAAAAUUUAUCGUUGAA
Molecule: messenger RNA, 542 nt
Organism: Drosophila bipectinata
Lineage: Eukaryota; Metazoa; Arthropoda; Insecta; Diptera; Drosophilidae
Product: complex III assembly factor LYRM7
Biological process (GO): mitochondrial respiratory chain complex III assembly
Cellular component (GO): mitochondrial matrix
Molecular function (GO): protein folding chaperone
Source: RefSeq, a predicted model, not a curated record